Molecule: messenger RNA, 4675 nt
Organism: Hypomesus transpacificus
Lineage: Eukaryota; Metazoa; Chordata; Actinopteri; Osmeriformes; Osmeridae
Gene: zc3h12b
Product: zinc finger CCCH-type containing 12B
Exons: 6
Coding region: 206-3103 (965 amino acids)
Cellular component (GO): nucleus; cytoplasmic ribonucleoprotein granule
Molecular function (GO): RNA endonuclease activity; mRNA binding; metal ion binding
Source: RefSeq, a predicted model, not a curated record
GGCAGUCAGAGAUGAUGAAGGGAGGGGAUAGUGAAGGAUAUCGCUAGCUAGCUAGCUGUUGUUUGUUUAUUGUAAUUUACGAAACAGAUCAAGUACCAACGUAAAUGUCAUAUUUCUCUUCGGCAUUUAGCUUUCUUGACCAGUCAUCAGGGACGAACAACUUGCGCGUGUCCUGUAAUCGUGGGUAGUUAAUUCACUUAAAUAAAUGGUUUUGGAGCUCACAGUGCCCGCUAGUGCAGGCCCCUUGCUUUACCGCUCCGUUUCGUACAUUGAGCGAGUUUUCCGGGUGAGGGUUAACCACAGAUCCGCUGUGUCAAGCUGCAACGGCGCAACUGCUAGCACCAGCAGCAUAGUUAUCUCUGUCGAAGAGGGUGAAGAAGAUGACUGCACCAAGGCAAAGGAUUACAUAGUAUCGCUGACCUCACCAGCUCACAGGAAGAGGGAACAUUUAACACUGACUUUACAUAAACAGCUUCAGCUGCUCAAGUCAACCAUCGAGUAUGAGUCUCAGGCCGUAGUGGAGGCGAAGGAGCAUGUGGUGGAGAUCUCAGGCGGGGAGGCUAACGUGAUGACAGCAUGGUCCAUGGUGGAGAGGCUCAAAAUGGAGACGUGCCCUUGCAGGGAGGAGACCAUGGGGUUGAGGGAAGCCCAGCAUGCUAGCGGCGAGUCCGAGGAGGGUAGCAGCUCUGAGAGCGAGUCAGAACUGCAGUUGCAGGUGAGCGGGGGCAUCUGCUGCAGGAGGAGGGAACCGUUUGUCACCAACAAGCCCCACCGCCAGCUCUGUCGCUCCCCCUGCCUGGACCGACCCAGCUUCUCCCAAAGCAGCACCCUGCCGGACCCCCGAACGGAGGAGGCCAAGGCGGGGGCGGUCUUCAGGCCCGCCAGCGACCGGGAGUACCAAACCAAGAUGGAGUUUGCCUUGAAGCUGGGAUACUCCGGGGAUCAGGUGGAGACCGUCCUGAACAAGCUGGGUGCGGCCGCCCUCAUAAACGAUGUCCUGGCUGAGCUGGUUAGACUGGGGAACAAGGAGGAGCCAGAGAGCCAGGCCGGCGGCGGCACGGCCUCUUCCAUGUCUCGGGGGGGCGCGGGCCCCAAGGUGGCCGUCAGCCCUGAGGCCUCCCUGGAGGACGAGUCGGUGGACACCUACGACAACCUCCGACCCAUCGUCAUAGACGGCUCCAACGUGGCGAUGAGCCAUGGAAACAAAGAGGUUUUCUCCUGCCUUGGCAUCCAGUUGGCUGUGGAAUGGUUUCUGGAGAAGGGACACAAAGACAUCACAGUGUUUGUCCCUGCUUGGAGGAAAGAGCAGUCGAGACCUGAUGCCCCCAUAACAGAUCAAGACAUUUUGCGAAAGCUGGAGAAAGAGAAGAUUCUGGUUUUCACUCCAUCAAGGCGUGUCCAGGGAAGAAGAGUGGUGUGCUACGACGAUCGCUUCAUAGUGAAGCUGGCUUGUGACUCUGAUGGCAUUAUUGUGUCAAAUGAUAACUACAGGGACUUGCAGAACGAGAAGCCAGAGUGGAAGAAAUUUAUAGAGGAGCGGUUGUUAAUGUACUCGUUUGUCAACGACAAAUUCAUGCCUCCUGAUGAUCCGUUGGGAAGACACGGCCCCAGUUUAGAGAAUUUCCUCCGCAAACGGCCUGUUGUCCCGGAGCACAAAAAGCAACCUUGUCCAUACGGGAAAAAGUGCACCUAUGGCCACAAAUGUAAGUACUACCACCCAGAGCGAGCCAGCCAACCACAGAGAUCGGUGGCAGAUGAACUGCGAGCGUUUGCCAAGCUGUCUGCCGUUAAGACAAUGAGCGAAGGGGCGCUGGCCAAGUGUGGCACCGGCCCAGCGACCAGCAAAGGGGACUGUGGCUCUGAGGCCAAACGCGUGGCCCCCAAGCGCCAGUCUGACCCCAGCAUCCGAUCAGUGGCCUGUGAACCAGAUGACAGACUUUCUGCCGCUCGGAAGCCGGAGGCCAAUUCUGUGCCUUCUCUUGUGUCGGCACUCAGCGUGCCCACCAUGCAGCCCACCAAGAGCCACGCGGCCGGUGCCUUGAACACGAGAUCUGCCAGCAGCCCCGUGCCGGGAUCGCUCCAGUUCACCCACAGCUCCCUGGAGCACAUGUCCAGCGUGCAGUACCCUCCCAUCCUCGUCACCAACAGCCACGGCGCCUCCGUCACUUACAGCGAACAGUUCCCCAAGUACGACUCAGUGAGCGACCACGGCUACUAUUCGAUGCUGAGUGAUUUUUCAAACAUGAGCAUGAGCAGCAUGCACAACGUGGACAGCUUCUGUAGCAUGGAGCACGAGCACGGGGUGUACCAGAGGCCCCCGGGCCACCGCGCAGAGUCCUGCCUCAGCCACUCCACCAGCGACUCCUUCUCCUCCUACGGAGACCUGUACAUGAGCUCCGUGGACAGCAGCCUGGACGACAGCGUGAAGGGCCAGCAGCAGUGUCCCGCUCAGAGCCGCCUCCAGGCCUUCUCCCACGGCUUCCAUCACGACGCCCUGACCAGGGUGCAGAGCUACGGCCCCGAGGAGCCCAAGCAGGGCCCCCGCAAGCAGUCCAUAUCCCACCUGGCUCCCCACAUCCAGCACCCUGUGGUUGGAGCCAGGUCGAGCUGUCCUGGGGACUACCCCCUACCUCAGAACACGCUCCCCUCCUCGUCCUCGCAGCCAGGACGCUCUCUGGGCAUGACUCGCAUGGACAGCAUCUCCGACUCCAGGCUGUAUGAGAGCAACCCCAUGAGGCAGAGGAGGCCCCCCCUGUGCCGCGAGCAGCACGCCAGCUGGGACCCUCUGCCAUGCGGAGAGUCUUACGGGUACCACUCGUUCCCCCUCAGCAACAGCCUGAUGCAGCCCUGCUGCGAGAAAGUCAUGGUCCGCAGCAUGCCUGACAAGAUGGAGCAGAUCUGGCGGUCGCCGUGGGAGAACCCGUUGCCGCACGAUCACCAGGAGCGCCACAUCAUCCCGGAGCAUCAGUACCAAACGUACCGCAACCUCUGCAACAUCUUUCCCGCUUACGUGGUUCACUCCGUCAUGGAGAAGAACCCUCACCUGACUGACCCCCAGCAGCUGGCGGCCGUCAUCGUCACCAAGCUGAGGUCGUGCCACUGAGGUCGUGCCACUGAGGUCGUGCCACUGAGGUCGUGCCACUGAGGUCGUGCCACUGAGGUCGUGCCACUGAGGUCGUGCCACUGAGGUCGUGCCACUGAGGUCGUGCCACUGAGGUCGUGCCACUGAGGUGCUUUGUUCUCGCUUGCGUUCGAUCCUCGUUUCGGUUGUGUUGGAUCGUCUGUAGUAGAACUCGACAAGUAAGGGAAUAGAUUGUGUUUUCUUUUUUUUAUCAAUAGACCCAAUUUCAAGGUUAGGCGGUUAUCACAAAUUCCAAGCGAAAACUGGCAAAUAUUCUGCUGAUAUUUCGUGUAGAGCAUGGUGUGUUAAAGUACAGAAAGGGACCAUUUCACUAUGUGUAAGUAGUUCAUUUUCUGUAUGUCGACACUUUUGUAAGUAUCCCAUGGCUUAGUUGGGUGUUUUGUGUGAUGGUUGGUGGGGUGAGAAAGAAGAGAAAGAAGGAGGGGAGCGAAGAAUACCUCAGCAGGAGCUUUAAUGGCCUUAUAUCUAACGACCUCACUGCUUCAGUCAAUCAUAACGGGUUUCAAUGAAUCUUGAUGUGGUUGAGGUAUAAUUUACUUUAAAAAAUGUAAAGCAUUGUAAGUAUUUAGAAUUAUAUAUAUUUUUUUCCUCAAUCUCACUUUGCAAAGCUACUAUUUUGGUAGGAUUUGUAAGUGCACAUUGUGAGCCAAAUCUAAAAACAUUUGACUUAACACGUGUGCACACAUCUAUUGUAUAUAUAACAUAAAACAGCCAUUUCAAAGACGUCAAAGCUGCUGAAUAAUGCCAAAAAAAGAGGAUUGACUUUUUGUCAGACAGUGUAUUGCAUAGAGAUUGAAAUGGAAUGUCAGUGCUUUGGGAAUUUGUUGUAUUGUAUAGCUUACUGACUGUGCUGAUUAGCUAUCUAAUGCAACUGUGUUACUUUGAUGUGAUGUUAAUAAACUUUGUGUAUGUGUGCAUGUAUAUUUAAAUAUACAUACACAUAUAUACACAGAAAAUAUAUAUAAUAUAUAUAAUAUAUAUAUAUAUAUCCUUGUGUUGACUUGCACCUUGAGACCUGGCACAUUACUUAAUGGAGCACAGGACUGUGGCAGUGCGUGAAAUGUGACUUAUUUAUUAUUACUUAAGAGUUGAGGUCUCAUCGGCAAAAUGCUUUAAGAAAGCAUAAGUUUCCUUAUUAAUGCUGAGAGAAAUCCAAUGUAAAUGAACACGUGUAAAGAAUAUAUAACAUUUGAAUGUGAUUUUGCCCCAAGAAAUUUCGGGCUUUGUUGAUUUUGUUUUUUCAUGAAAUAAAGAGGCGGCCAUGUUGGGCCUCUUAAGUCUUCAUGAGAAGGUGAGACUAACCUAAAUGUUUCUUCCUGUGAAACACUCAGAAUGCCAAGCUGCCGUUAGGGUUGUUUCUGGCUUUUGGCUUACAGUUUGUGUGCCAACAUCUCCCUUCCUUCCCUUGAGUUUGAAAGGCUUCAUAAUGUUGAAUCAUGAUAUAUUUUAGUAAUGCAGAUGAACAAUAUGAAGCCGCAAGAACGAAGCUAAACAGAACCCAUGUUCUGGACACCCCUUUCCUUCCCCCCCCCC